UUCAAAUAUUCGAGAACAUCUAUUUUCAGAAAAAAAAAAAGAAAGAAACCCAGGACAUCUAACAUCUAAAUAUUCAGCCAAAUUAGGGUUAGGGUUAAGGAUUUUCCCCAAUUUCACCUCAGACAUUCGGAGAGAGAAGAGAGAGAAUGGCGAAGGAGGAGUUUAGGAUUUACAAUUCGAUGACUCAACAGAAGGAGAUCUUGAAGCCCAACGUCCCUGGUAAGGUCGGAAUGUACGUAUGUGGCGUCACCGCCUAUGAUCUUAGCCACAUCGGCCAUGCCCGAGCUGCUGUCAAUUUCGACGUCCUCUACAGAUAUUUACAGAACAUCGGCUAUGAAGUCACGUAUGUUCGAAAUUUCACAGAUGUUGAUGACAAGAUAAUUAGGCGGGCAAAUGAACUUGGAGAAGAUCCAAUAAGUUUAAGUAAUCGUUAUUGCCAAGAAUACCUCCAUGACAUGGAAGAUCUUCAGUGCCUCCUUCCGACCCAUCAGCCACGUGUAUCUGAUCAUAUGGAACAGAUAAAAGACGUGAUAACUCAGAUCAUCAACAAUGGCUUUGCGUAUCCUGUUGAUGGAGAUGUAUUCUUUGCUGUUGAUAAAUUCCCAAAUUAUGGUCAAUUGUCCGGACAAAGGUUGGAAAAUAAUAGAGCUGGUGAACGAGUAGCUGUUGAUUCAAGAAAGCGUAAUCCAGCUGAUUUUGCAUUGUGGAAGGCUGCAAAGCCUGGUGAGCCUAGUUGGGACAGCCCCUGGGGACCUGGAAGACCUGGGUGGCAUAUUGAAUGCAGUGCUAUGAGUGCCCAUUAUUUAACAUUCAAGUUUGAUAUUCAUGGUGGUGGAAUUGAUUUGAUCUUUCCGCAUCAUGAAAAUGAGAUUGCCCAAAGCUGUGCCGCAUGCCAAGAGAGCGCUGUGAGUUACUGGAUGCAUAAUGGACAUGUUACUAAUAACAAUGAGAAAAUGUCUAAGUCCUUGGGCAAUUUCUUCACCAUUCGCCAGAUAACCGAAAGGUAUCAUCCACUGGCUUUGAGACAUUUCUUGUUAAGUGCACAUUACCGGUCACCUCUCAAUUACACAGUCUCCCAGUUGGAUAGUGCCUCUGAUGCGUUUUAUUACAUAUAUCAGACUUUACAAGACUGUGAAGAUGCAUUAUCGGCAUUUCAAGAAGAGAUCCCGAAGGAGGGAGUGGAACAAAGUGGCAGGACAAUUCAGAUCAAUCCUGUUGAUGCUCGAGAAUGCAUCAGUAAGCUACACACUGAAUUUGAGACUAAAAUGUCUGAUGACAUGAGCACUGCACAUAUGUUGACCGGUGCGUUUCAAGAUGCCUUGAAGUUGAUUAACAGUUCAAUCAACGCAGUUAAGAAGAAGCAACCAAAGAAACAGAAGCAGCAGAAGCAGAAGCAGCAAGAGCAACAGAAUCAAGAAGAGCAAGAGAAGCAACAAAAGCAAUUGAUGAUUCAAUCCCUUGUUGAAGUGAAGCAGGAAGUUAAGAAAGUUCUUAGUAUACUGGGUUUACUAUCCUCAAAUACAUACUCUGAGGUGUUGCAGCAGUUGAAAGACAAGGCUUUGAAGAGAGCAGGUUUGGCUGAGGAUGAUGUGACGCAAUUGAUUGAGGCGAGAACAAUAGCUAGGAAAAACAAAGAUUUUUCAAAGAGUGAUCAAAUCAGAGCCGAUUUGACCGCGAAGGGCAUUGCCCUCAUGGAUCUUGGGAGGGAAACAAUCUGGAGACCUUGUGUUCCGGUGGAACAACAACCUGCAUCGCCCGUCGAACAAGACCAACAGGCAUCGCUGGUAUGAACGCGCUUGUAAACCACUGAAUUUUAUAGGACCCCAUUAGCUAAGGAUUUAAACUGUCCAAACUGCUUAAGAGCUAUUUGGUUUAAUUUGAUUUUGUCAAAAAUAUCAA
This is a messenger RNA of Morus notabilis, 1899 nucleotides long. Its product is annotated as cysteine--tRNA ligase 2, cytoplasmic. The record is from RefSeq and is a predicted model, not a curated record. The transcript has 9 exons. NCBI's taxonomy places the organism in Eukaryota, Viridiplantae, Streptophyta, Magnoliopsida, Rosales, Moraceae. Gene Ontology annotation, biological process: cysteinyl-tRNA aminoacylation. Gene Ontology annotation, cellular component: cytoplasm. Bases 147 to 1790 code for a protein of 547 amino acids. Gene Ontology annotation, molecular function: cysteine-tRNA ligase activity; ATP binding.